AUGGUUUAUGUAGUGCCUCUUACCCAUCACUUCCCAAGUGACAUAAAACCUUUUAUUGCUGUCGACGAAGAGCAUGUGCUCCGCGUUUCAACUUUCGGCGCUGGUGUUGGUCGCUUAAUGGCCCGAGUUUUCCAGUGGCCUUCUGGCGAGCCUAAUGGCGAGGUCGACCGAUUGGAUCCCAGAAAUAUCUCGCUAUUAUCGGACGGAUCUGGGCCUAUCGAGUUGCCUGUUGAGAUAGACUCAGACGACGUUGAUCAAGGAAAUACUGUGAACAUCUAUUUCACACCAACUAUGCUCGGUCAUGUAGAAGUUGAGCUCCGCUAUGGUGGCAUUCUGAUUCCGAAUGGGAAAUUUAGUCAAGCGGACCGCUACUUUUUAUUCUUUACUUCUUCAUUUCCGAUUCUCUAA
Protopolystoma xenopodis is the source of this 408-nucleotide messenger RNA. The record is from the annotation of a GenBank genome assembly. NCBI's taxonomy places the organism in Eukaryota, Metazoa, Platyhelminthes, Monogenea, Polystomatidea, Polystomatidae.